This is a messenger RNA of Schizosaccharomyces osmophilus, 240 nucleotides long. Its product is annotated as D-2-hydroxyglutarate dehydrogenase. NCBI's taxonomy places the organism in Eukaryota, Fungi, Ascomycota, Schizosaccharomycetes, Schizosaccharomycetales, Schizosaccharomycetaceae. Gene Ontology annotation, cellular component: mitochondrion. Gene Ontology annotation, molecular function: catalytic activity; flavin adenine dinucleotide binding. The coding region runs from base 1 to 240 and encodes 79 amino acids. The record is from RefSeq and is a predicted model, not a curated record. The transcript is spliced from 2 exons.
AUGUUUACCGAAAGUUGGUUCCGCUUCUGGGCAGUCAGUCAUCACGUCGUAGGGUUCGGCCAUAUAGGUAAUGGAAACUUGCAUUUGAACGUUGCUACAAAGCAGCUUGAUAAGAACGUCGAAAAAGAUUUUGAACUUUGGGUAUUUGAACGGGUUGCUGCUCUUCAAGGUUCAAUUUCAUCUGAGCAAGGGCUUGGUUUUCUGAAAAGAGCGUAUAUUGGGUACUCCAAAACACCUUAA